ACUCUCCUAGAUGUUCCUCGGCUGCCUCAAAAUGACGUGUCAGGCAAAAGUGCAGCUCUGCGUGGAGUGAUGGUCAGCCUGGAGACUUCAGCACUAUGGGAGACAUUUAACAAUCUCGGAACUGAGAUGAUUGUGACAAGAGCAGGAAGGAGAAUGUUCCCACUAUUCCAGGUUCGUAUUUGGGGGAUGGAUCCCACUGCAGAAUAUUCACUUCUUCUCGAUUUCCUGCCAGUAGGAGACAAAAGAUACAGGUAUGCUUUCCACUCCUCCUCCUGGCUGGUUUCAGGCACUGCAGACCCAGCACCACCCGGCCGCCUCCAUUUUCACCCAGACUCUCCUGCAAGAGGAUCACACUGGAUGCGCCAGACUGUUUCAUUUGAUCGUCUCAAGCUCACCAACAAUGUGCAGGACAUGAGAGGACAUAUAAUUCUGAACUCCAUGCAUCGCUACCAACCAAGGCUCCAUAUCCUGCUGUCUGACCGCCGUCAGGGAGGAGAGGCUCGUGCUGCACAGAACUUUGUUUCCUUUGUGUUUCCGGAGACUCAGUUUAUAGCGGUCACCGCGUAUCAGAAUCAUAGAAUCACACAGCUGAAGAUUGCCAGCAACCCAUUUGCUAAAGGUUUCCGGGAUGUGGAAGGAGAUGAAUGGUUACUUUCUCGUGUUUCAGAACCUAUCAAAAUACACGUGAAGGAUUCUCCAGAAAGGGGGAGCCCAAAGGAGAGAGAGAAGCUAAGUAAGGAGACCUAAGGCCCUGUGGAAUAGAGUCAUGCUACCCCUGCAAACCUUACAUAUUUGACAUACAGCGGGCGGAGCUUGGCCUGUC
Messenger RNA from Pseudophryne corroboree (corroboree frog), 823 nucleotides. RefSeq names its product T-box transcription factor TBX10-like. Gene Ontology annotation, cellular component: nucleus. Gene Ontology annotation, molecular function: DNA-binding transcription factor activity, RNA polymerase II-specific; RNA polymerase II cis-regulatory region sequence-specific DNA binding. The transcript has 7 exons. The record is from RefSeq and is a predicted model, not a curated record. The coding region runs from base 70 to 747 and encodes 225 amino acids. NCBI's taxonomy places the organism in Eukaryota, Metazoa, Chordata, Amphibia, Anura, Myobatrachidae. Gene Ontology annotation, biological process: cell fate specification; positive regulation of DNA-templated transcription; regulation of transcription by RNA polymerase II.